Molecule: messenger RNA, 1759 nt
Organism: Gavialis gangeticus (Gharial)
Lineage: Eukaryota; Metazoa; Chordata; Crocodylia; Gavialidae
Gene: UBXN10
Product: UBX domain protein 10
Exons: 3
Coding region: 166-1038 (290 amino acids)
Molecular function (GO): protein binding
Source: RefSeq, a predicted model, not a curated record
GGCGGGGCUGGUUGCCGUGGCAACGCAGGGCUGUUUACGAGCGGGCCGGGGCUGGCGCGCAGCCCCGGUUCGGUCGAUGAAGGUGGAGGGCUGUCCUGCUCGCUGGCACGGACGGGCUGCACGCUUGCGUGGAGGUGCCGGAGCAUGAAGGUGUCUUGAGAAGAAAUGGCCACAGCAGCACGUCUGAAUAUAGCACCACCUGAAUGCAACACCUCUUCAAGCACUGCAGGAACUUUCGUUUGGCAGUCAAACACCAUCAAUAUGCACGUCACCAGACCGAAAUCUGCCAAGGGACGUACCAGAUCAAGCUUGAACUACUCCCAUAGUGUGGAGGCCUGUUCUUACAGAGUGCCAUCCUCCCCUCAGCCAGCAACUCCCUAUGAAGCAGCAAGCAGUCAGAGAGCAUCCUCUACAAAGCCAUCCUACCAACCAGGCCAGGUGUCAUCUGAUGAAAUCCCAGAGCUCCUCCAGCAGGUGCCUCUGAGGACCUCCUCUUCCCUAAAUAAGUACAGAGUGCUUCCUUCCAUCAGCAGGAAGGGUCUGGGGAAGAGUACUGUGGAAACAGUGACUGAGCAGACCAACAAACUGAAAAUGAGCAACAGACAGGAAGAGAAGCAAGAAACCAAAGCUUGUACUGGAGAAGCAGUAUUCACCAGCACAGUGGAGAAUGUAGGGGUUAGCUCAUGUGCUCAGUCCCUCACAUUUGAGAAGCCCCUAAGAAAAACCAGAGAAGAAAGUACUUCAUCGCUGGUUUUAAACUUGGAGGAGCCAUCCAAGAAAGAGCCUAGACUGCUGCUUGCUGUUAGGUCUCCUUCUGGUCAGAGAUUUGAACAUCAUUUCAAGCCUACAGAUAGCCUUCAAACAGUCCUUGCUGUGGCAGAAAAAAAGAAUACCACCAAGUACAAACACUGCAGUGUUGAAACUAUGGAAGUGCCUAGGAGGAGCUUUUCUGACCUUACAAAGUCCCUGCAAGAGUGUGGAAUCCUACACAAGUCAGUGUUGUGUAUCCUACAGCAAGAGCAAGAUGGAGAUCUCUGAGUGUACACCCCCUGUCACCCCAAGCAAGUGACUCCUUGGGUGCCAUGUAUUUCCUUUUGAUGAGUGGUGUGAAGAACUGAACCAGCCUGAUGCGUCUUACUGGUCUAGUUCUUACUCCUGUCUUCCAAGCAGUUGCUUUGCAGUAGACUAGUGUGUAAAAGGAGUGUGCUGAAAUACACUUUAAAAUAAUUAAGUAGUAUGUACAUGCCUCCUUAAGAGGCUGUGUUUUCCAUGUGUACAGUCUCAUUUUUUGAGAGCUAGUCAUCAGUUCUUGGGCUUUUUAAUAUUUCUAACUGUUGUUUUAAAACAGUUUCAAUUCUUCUAGGAAGAUCUAAAACUUCUAAUGCACUCUUCCUCGGGUGGGAGGCCUGUCUUAUCAUCUUUACUUCGCUCAAAGAAGGUACCACUUCCCAAAAUGGAUUCUGAUCCCAAUUAAUACAUGUGGUUGGGAAGAUAAAAGCAGCACUCCUUUUGUUCCUUACUAUUCCAUUAUCUUCAUCAUAAAGAAAUACCUUAUUGGCUUCAAGAGCAGCUACAACCCAGGUAGUGACUCAGAACACUGUGUGAAAGCAAUAAUACAUAAAAAGUAUGCGAGAAGAAUUAAGUUUUGGGCUGGGUUAAAGUGCAAGGUCAGGGAUAAAUACAGUCAAGGUUGCAGCUAUUCCUGGACAACUUCAGUGCCUCUCACAAGAGCGUGACUGGCUUUGUCCUCUUAAAAAAA